GAGCAAAACACAAAAUCUCGUCAAAUUCUACGAUAGAUCGCAAGCCAUGAAGGUCCUGCUGGUAUCGCUCUGCGUGUUUGCUUUGGCAAACGCUUUCCCCGUCGAUGAGUUCCCCGUGGAAGAGAUUGGCGAGGAACAUGUCCACUCAGACGAGUGGGCCUUGGUUCCGGACGCAAAUGGCCACCUCCAUCUGGUAAACACCGACCCUUACGGACUAGCUGGACUGGAGGAGCCGGAGCCGCACUUCAACGCCGCUACCGAUACCAUCUUCCGGUUGUUCACGCGUAACAAUCGUAACGCAGGACACGUGAUUCAGCUGGGUAACGCCGGAUCGCUGGGUCCCAACUGGAACGCCGGUCGUCAAACGCGAUUCAUUAUCCACGGUUGGAACAACAACGGUGGAUCUCCUGUCAAUACGAACAUUCGAGAUGCAUACCUGGAUCGUGCCGACAUGAACGUGAUCGUGGUCGAUUGGGGCGCAGGUGCACAAAAUCCGAACUAUAUCACGGCCCGAAACCACAUCAACGCCGUCGGUCAGACGGUGGCCAACUUUGUGGACUUCCUGAACCAGAACGGACUUUCAUUUAACAACAUCUACAUCGUGGGACACAGUUUGGGAGGACAUACGGCGGGUAUCGCUGGUAAGCGUGUUACCCGAGGUCGUCUGCACUCAGUAAUCGCUCUUGAUCCGGCUUUGCCCCUGUUCUCGAUCGACGCUCCCAAUGAACGUGUCGCUCCAACGGACGCACAGUACGUCGAGGUCAUCCACACGAACGCCGGACUGCUGGGCUUUGACUUGCCCAUCGGGCAGGCCUCGUUCUACCCGAACGGUGGACGAACUCAGCCCGGAUGUGGCGUAGAUAUUAGCGGUGCUUGCGCACACAGCCGUGCAUGGGAAUUCUUCACGGAAUCGCUGCGAACUAAUCCCAGUCGGUUCAACUCGGUUCGAUGCCAGAACUUUGACCAGAUCCUAAACAACAACUGCGUCUCGAGUGGAGCGAACCGAAACAUGGGAGGCGAACCGUCCAACAUUGGGCUGGCUAGUGGAGUUUACCAUUUGUUGACCAACGGUGCUAGUCCGUUUGCCAGGGGUUAAAUGAACAAUACAUAUUUUUUAUAAGAAA
Culex quinquefasciatus (southern house mosquito) is the source of this 1124-nucleotide messenger RNA. RefSeq names its product pancreatic triacylglycerol lipase. NCBI's taxonomy places the organism in Eukaryota, Metazoa, Arthropoda, Insecta, Diptera, Culicidae. The transcript is spliced from 2 exons. Gene Ontology annotation, biological process: lipid metabolic process. Bases 47 to 1096 code for a protein of 349 amino acids. Gene Ontology annotation, molecular function: lipase activity. The record is from RefSeq and is a predicted model, not a curated record.